AUGCUAAAUAAAUCUGAGUCCUAUACAAUAUCACAAAAUAAUAUUGAAAGACAUUUAAAGAUUAGUCUAUCGUAUUGGAUAUAUAGUAUUCUAAUAAUUAUUUCAACUCUUCUGUAUAUAAUAUGUUUAUUUUUAUCUGAUACAUGGUUUAUAAUUAAACAAAAUACUAAUAAUGAAACGAUAAUUUAUUUUCAAUCGAAAAAUAUUUGUCUCAAUGGAAAAGAUAAUAAAUUUUGUAUUGAACCAUAUUUACCAAUAAAUCAAUGUAAUGAAUAUGAUUUAAUUCCAUGGACAAUUCGUUGUUCGAGAAAAUAUUUUAUUUUUUUCAAUAAAACAUCAUUAAAUAUAUGUAAUUGUUUUCAAAUAUCAUUAACUAAUAUAAUAUAUCGAAAUAAUAUUUUUAUAUUUAUUCUUCUUAUAUUAAUAAAUUUAAUAACAUUUAGUAAAUAUUGUUCAACAAAAGAAUGUAUUUUAUAUUAUUUAAAUAAAUAUUUUCUUUUAAUUUUACUUAUAUCGAUAAUUAGUUUUGAAUUUUAUUUUAUUUAUAUUAUAUUUAAUGAUAAAAAAUCUAUUGAAAAACUUUAUAGAAAUUAUUUUUCAAUGAUUCAAAUUUAUUCAACUAUAUUCUAUUCAUUUCAAAUAUUGAUCAUUAUUAUUCAUAUUAUUUCCAUAAUAAUACUUGUUCAUGAGUGA
This is a messenger RNA of Rotaria sordida, 693 nucleotides long. The record is from the annotation of a GenBank genome assembly. Lineage: Eukaryota; Metazoa; Rotifera; Eurotatoria; Philodinida; Philodinidae.